AUGCCUCCCAAGACUGCUGCCGCGGGCCAGGCCCAUGGCUAUGAGUUCUGCGGACCCCCAGGAGCUGCCGCUGUCUCCUUCGGUCUGCCCAUCCUGCUCUAUCUCUUCUCCUUCGCCUGCAACGACGUCUCCGGUUGCCCUGCGCCGCUGCUCCUGACCAACUGGAAGAACAUCGACCUCCAAGAACUGAAACGCGAUGUUGGAUGGCCCGCCAACGGGGUCUGGGGCCUGGCAAGCUGGCAGGUCACUGGCUGGACACUGGCGUACUACCUCUUCAACGCCGUGCUGUACCGUGUCCUGCCUGCAGUCGAGGCUGAGGGUGUUGAGCUUAGCAGCGGCGGAAAGCUCAAGUACCGCAUGAACAGCUUCAGCUCCAUCAUCUUCACACUCGUCGUCUGCCUCGCCGGCACCAUCCAGCAGGGCGCCUACUUCCCAGUCUGGACCUUCAUCACCGACAACUACGUCCAGCUCCUCACCGCCAACAUCCUCAUAUCCUAUGCGCUUGCCACCUUUGUAUACAUUCGUUCCUUCUCCGUCAAGGCAGGCAACAAGGAGCUUCGCGAGCUUGCAGCUGGCGGUCACUCCGGCAACAUUAUAUACGACUGGUUUAUCGGCCGCGAGCUGAACCCCCGCGUGACCCUGCCGCUCAUCGGCGAGAUCGACAUCAAGGAAUUCAUGGAGCUGCGUCCCGGCAUGCUCGGUUAUAUCCUCUUCAACUGCGCCUUCGUCGCCAAGCAGUACCGCACCUAUGGCUUCGUCACUGACAGCAUUGUCUUCAUUGCCGUCGUGCAGGCUCUUUACGUGCUGGACGGCGUCUUCAUGGAGCCCGCUAUCCUCACUACCAUGGACAUUACCACCGACGGCUUCGGAUGCAUGCUUGCCUUUGGCGAUCUCGUCUGGGUGCCCUUCUCCUAUAGCCUGCAGACCAAGUAUCUGUCGGUCUACCCCGUCACCCUGGGGCCGAUCUGGCUCACGGCCGUCUUUGCGAUGCUCAUCGGGGGCUUCUCCAUCUUCCGCCUCGCGAACUCCCAGAAGAACACAUUCCGCACAAACCCGAACGAUCCAGGCGUCGCGCACCUCAAGUAUAUCGAGACCAAGACCGGGUCCCGGCUCAUCACCUCCGGCUGGUGGGGCGUUGCCCGCCACAUCAACUACUUUGGUGACUGGCUGCAGGCGUGGCCCUACUGCCUGCCCACGGGCAUGGCUGGCUACCUGAUUCUGUCCGCGGGCACAAACGCCGAGGGCGCCUUCAAGAUGAUCGACGGCAGGGAGGUCGUCCAGGGCGCUGCGAGGGGCUGGGGCAUCAUCUUCACCUACUUCUAUGUGAUUUACUUCGCCGUCCUGCUCGUCCACCGUGAUCUGCGCGACGACGAGAAGUGCCACCGCAAGUAUGGCGAGGACUGGCAGAAGUACAAGAAGACUGUCCGUUCGAGGAUCAUCCCUUACGUCUACUAG
Messenger RNA from Diaporthe citri, 1455 nucleotides. RefSeq lists its product as uncharacterized. Gene Ontology annotation, molecular function: Delta14-sterol reductase activity. NCBI's taxonomy places the organism in Eukaryota, Fungi, Ascomycota, Sordariomycetes, Diaporthales, Diaporthaceae. The record is from RefSeq and is a predicted model, not a curated record. Gene Ontology annotation, cellular component: endoplasmic reticulum membrane. The transcript is spliced from 3 exons. Bases 1 to 1455 code for a protein of 484 amino acids. Gene Ontology annotation, biological process: ergosterol biosynthetic process.